AUGCUACUUUUACUUAUCGUUACCGCUGUUUUCGUAACAUCAAUAGCUGGCGAUUCAUGCGAAUCGUAUGCUCACCCAACAUAUGGUAAAACUGGUCGAUGUAUAAAAACAUCUGAUUGUCCAAAUAGUCUUUACAUAUCGAAUUUAUGUGAAAGUCAACCAGCAGAUAUUAAAUGUUGUUUUUCACCAUCAGCACCAACACCAAAUUGUCCUAGUAUUGUUAGUCGUUCUGAGUGGGGUGCACGAGCACCGAAAAGUACAACCGGAAUGGCAAAAUCAUUACCAUAUGUUGUUAUACAUCAUACAACGGGUGGUACAUGUACAGCUAAAAGUGCAUGUAUUGUAAAAAUGAAAGGUUUUCAAAACUAUCAUAUGGAUUCAAAUGGUUGGGAUGAUAUUGGAUAUAGCUUUUUAGUUGGUGAAGACGGUAAUAUUUAUGAAGGUAGAGGUUGGACAUAUGUAGGUGCACAUACUUAUGGUUACAAUUCGCAAUCAAUUGGUAUUUCGGUUAUUGGUGACUAUAUGUCACAAAAACCGAAUGCUGCAGCAAUCAAUUCAGUUAAAGCAUUAAUCGAAUGUGGCAUUUCACGAGGUUAUAUCAGCCGUGCUUAUACUCUUCGUGGACAUCGAGAUCUUGAUAGUACAUCUUGUCCUGGUAAUGCUUUUUAUAAUGAAAUUAAAACAUGGACAAAUUAUCGAUCACUUGUUCGUUCCAAUGCGAGCCCUCAAUUCAAUGUACCGGAAGAUUAUCUUGUUAUGCAAGAUAUGUAG
Rotaria socialis is the source of this 771-nucleotide messenger RNA. NCBI's taxonomy places the organism in Eukaryota, Metazoa, Rotifera, Eurotatoria, Philodinida, Philodinidae. The record is from the annotation of a GenBank genome assembly.